Chara braunii is the source of this 2164-nucleotide messenger RNA. Lineage: Eukaryota; Viridiplantae; Streptophyta; Charophyceae; Charales; Characeae. The record is from the annotation of a GenBank genome assembly.
CGAGUGCAUGUGUUGGUUAAUGCGUUGGUCAUUGACGUACAUUCUUAUUCAAUAUUGUUGGGAUUACCCUGGGCGAUGGCAGUAGGCGCUCGAGUCCAUUUCGAUUCAAGACAACUCGUCCUCACUCAUACGGGAGGGAAACCCCAGACGCUCCCUCUCUGAAUCUCCACAUGAUCCCCGCGGAGAUAUCCCGAUGUUGAUCGGAUAGGAAUGAUCCGGAAUAUUGAGAAUUCCCCCUCGAACUCGGAUUACCUUGUACGGGAAGACGAGUUCGAUGAGCACGAGUAUGAGGAAGAGCUGAGCGCGAUGCCCAACCACGAAGAGUGGAAGCAGUUAGUCGAAAUGUUCGAUUGGGAGGCGAAAGAGGAAUUUCAGAGAGUCGCCGUGUUCAAAAGAAUCAAGGAAUUCGAAGCUAAUGGUUGGAUUGAGCCCGCUAUCGGACCAUGGUCGUUCCCAGUAGUGAUUGUGCCAAAGAAACCAGGAGGAAUUCGUGUCUGUAUUGAUUAUCGAAAACAGAACGAUAUCACAAUUAAAGAUGUGUAUCCUCUUCCCCGGAUUGAUGAAUUGUUGGAUGCUAUUGGUAGCGCUCGAUUCUUUAGCAAAUUUGAUAUUCGACAUGGAUUCCACCAUCUGCUAGUUCGAAAAGAAGAUCACCCGAAAACGGCGUUCAUUCUUUUCGAAGGAAGUUGGCAAUGGGUCAGAUGUCCGAUGGGGAUUUGCAAUGCCCCAGCCACGUUUCAGCGCGCGAUGAAUAUGGCCUUCCAGAAUUUCGGGCGAAAAACGCGGCUGGCGCAAAGCAUAAUCAACUAUUGUAUGAUUGUGUAUAUGGAUGAUAUCCUUGUGUUCUCUACUUCCUAUGAGGGACACGUGCAGCACAUUGAAUGGGCGGUACACACACUCAAGGACGCCGGCUUCAAGGUGGCGGUUGAAAAAUGCCAAUUUUUCCUCACGGAAAUCUCCUUCCUCGGCCACGUCGUCACGAGUCAAGGGUUGCAACCAGAUCCCCAGAAGGUGACAGCAGUGAAAGACGCACCCGUACCAACUUCCAUAACGCAGGUCCGCGCCUUUUUGGGUUUGGCAUCGUACUAUCGAAGGUUCGUCAAGGGAUUUGCAGCGAUCGCGGGACCACUCACGAAUCUACUGAAAAAGGAUCAACCGUUGAUGUGGACCCCGCAGUGCAAUCGGGCUUUCGGAGAACUCAAGGCGGCCCUGAUUUCGGCCCCAGUUCUCAUAAGGCCAGACCCAGGGAAACCCUUUGUUCUCAUAACCGAUUGGCAGUCGGAGGCGGUUUCCGCAAUCUUGGCUCAGGUGGGACCCGACGGUCUCGAACACGUGGUAGAAUACGCAUCUAAGACGGUGCCGACCUGCAAGCGCAACUACGCUGCCCCGACGGGAGAAUGCUACGCAGCCUUAUGGGGGAUCAGCCACUUCCGAGCAUAUCUGUACGGGCGAAAGUUUACCUUGGUAACCGAUCACGAACCGUUGUUGGUGCUGAAGAAAUCCACGGAUUACUCGGGAAUGAUCGGACGAUGGGCCACUAUUCUGCAGAGCAUGGACUUUGACAUCCGUCACCGGAAGCACGAGAGGCACGGGAAUGCUGACGGGCUGACAGGACUGCACCGACCCGAGAUGGUCCUCAAGAGCGAAGAAGUGAUUCCGUGGAACGAGCCGGAGGAGGAAAGCAGACCGCGAUACGGACAGGUGGAAAUUCUGUCAAAGGAGUGAGUGACACGUAGCCUCGCUCCGACCUCUCUGCAGCCCUGAUCACUCUCUCUCCCCCUUCUCUCAUAAUGGCUGCCCCACCUGUCUCAGCGACCCCUUCUUCCCCUGCUGAGUCCGGCCCUCUCGCCAGCUCGGCCUUCUUUGCCACCCUUCCCGACAGAUUCUGCUAUUUUUGCACGUGUAUUACACGGAUAUAUGGGGUGAACUGUCAUCCUUUUGAGACCGGAUUCGUGGAGUGGGUAAACUGUGCCACAUGUGUCAAUCGUGCACACGGUGCAUGUGUUCGAUAUCGAACAAGUAGUAGGGAAUGGAAAUGCCCUCUGUGUAGGACGGACAAACUACCUAUUGAGGUUCGAUUCGAGGCUGCCCGUACGGACGGCCAUGAAUACAACGAGAAAUACCGACGAGCGGAGGUCUGGACGGAUAAAAUCCUAUUGGCUAA